This is a messenger RNA of Cutaneotrichosporon oleaginosum, 168 nucleotides long. The record is from RefSeq and is a predicted model, not a curated record. Lineage: Eukaryota; Fungi; Basidiomycota; Tremellomycetes; Trichosporonales; Trichosporonaceae.
AUGCUCCGUCCCUUUGUCGACUCCCGGCAAGGUAACUGGGUAACCUGUCUCCCUGCCUUGGAGUUUGCAUACAAUUCCUCUGUACAAGCUUCCACGGGCAAGACACCAUUUGAGCUUGACCUUGGGUAUCAACCACGCUCUCCUCAGAACGCCCUGGUCGGAGACGUG